AUGGCCGAAUACCUCGCAAGCAUUUAUGGCACUGAAAAGGACAAAGUCAACUGCUCAUUCUAUUUCAAGAUUGGCGCUUGUCGACAUGGAGAGCGUUGCUCCAGAAAGCAUGUUAAGCCGACCUUUUCACAAACGAUUCUAAUAGCCAAUAUGUACAAAAAUCCAGCACACGAACAACUAUAUACCAUGCCUCCUGAGCAGCUACAGGAAGACUUUGACAUGUUUUACGAAGAUGUUUUUACCGAAUUAGCGUCUUUUGGGGAGGUAGAAGAGAUGAUCGUCUGCGACAACAUAGGUGACCACUUGGUGGGAAACGUGUAUUGCCAAUUUCGAUAUGAAGAAGCAGCAGGGAAGGCCGUAGAAAGCUUGAAUAACCGAUUCUAUGCAGGUCGACCAUUGUAUGCGGAGUUGUCCCCAGUAACAGAUUUCAGGGAAGCAUGUUGUAGACAACACGAGGUUGCUGAAUGCAAUCGUGGCGGCUUUUGCAAUUUUAUGCAUCUGCGACACCCAACUAGGUCACUCAAACGGGAAUUAAUGGAUGCUCAACGUGCUUCGAUUCGAGAAAAAGAGCGUGAGGAACGUCAUCGCCGUAGAGAAGAGCAUGGAGGAGAAGAGGAUGAGGAUUAUCACCGUAAAAGGAGUUCGUCACGUCGUCGAGAUGAUGAUCGCUAUCGUGAUAGUGACCGACAUCGUAGACAUAGAUAUGAUGAUUACUAA
Messenger RNA from Lichtheimia ornata, 717 nucleotides. RefSeq lists its product as uncharacterized. Gene Ontology annotation, molecular function: pre-mRNA 3'-splice site binding; metal ion binding. The record is from RefSeq and is a predicted model, not a curated record. Gene Ontology annotation, cellular component: U2AF complex; spliceosomal complex. Lineage: Eukaryota; Fungi; Mucoromycota; Mucoromycetes; Mucorales; Lichtheimiaceae. The coding region runs from base 1 to 717 and encodes 238 amino acids. Gene Ontology annotation, biological process: mRNA splicing, via spliceosome. The transcript is spliced from 4 exons.